Molecule: messenger RNA, 582 nt
Organism: Rhodofomes roseus
Lineage: Eukaryota; Fungi; Basidiomycota; Agaricomycetes; Polyporales; Fomitopsidaceae
Exons: 1
Source: RefSeq, a predicted model, not a curated record
AUGCUGAAGACGGCAAAGAAAUACAAAGCGAGCUUUGCAGCGAUUAAACUAGACAGACACUUGAAAGAACAACUACCGAUUUGGUACCACAUUAGCGCCACGAAGGAGCUACGAAGGCUAGAUAACACAUCGUUGAGCAAAUGCCUACGACGUGUUCAUAACGUCAAGACAGUGGCAGAUAUUGCACGGGCAACGAGGCACGAUGCACUUAUCCAGACGAAUGAAGGCGAAGCUGAUGAGAAAUGCCCAUGCGAUCAGUGUGAAAUGGAUAGACAGAUGGGAUGUAAAGACCCACUACGCUGCAGGGACGCAGCUGGUCGUCUCCUCAAUCGCCUCGAACAGAAGUGGAACCCAGCGGAACGGAGCCCGAACGAUGGUCUGACACUCACAACGAAGAAAUUGAAAGAAAACAUGGAAGCGCUGGACAAGGAUAAAGCUGCGACCUUCAACCCCUCGGUGACCGAGCGAGGAGGUCUAUCAGAGGCAUUCCGAGUAUUUGUAGACAAUGAAAACAUCGAUAACCCACCAGCGGUGAGACCGAGGAGAGGAAUAUCUAUAGAACCGGAAAGAGUCUCAGCCUAC